UUUGCUCCUGCUCCGUCCCGCUGCCGCCACUGCCGCCGCUGCUGCUGCAAGAGCUGGUGGUGGCGACUUUCAGGAUAGAUCGAGGAAACCGAGACCUAAGGAGACAGAGGGAUAGCUUCUUUUGCAUUCUGUCUUUAUUUUCUUUUUUUCCUCGAUCGUGACAAGCUUGUUUUAAUCAGUCUUUCUCCAUGAGGGUCUCCGCCAGGCGGCCAGAGCUCAUCGCUGAGAUGUGUUACGUUCUCCUCUCCCCAUCAAUUAUGGAUGGAAACAAAUAAGGAAGAGUCAAUUUUGCAUGAGCCCCUUCUCGGGCGGCGAGAGGCGUCCUGCAGCCGGGAGGGAGCCGCCGAUAGCGUCCGCAGCCCCCUGGCAAGGCCAUGCUGAUGACCAAGGUAGUUAAGUGGGACUUCUGAGGAGGUGCGGCUCUGACUUCACCAAGGCCCACCAUGAGGUUCUUCCUGCUUUAUGUCUACAUGUUGCUCCUGAGGAUUUUCCAGCUGAGGGCAGUCAGCUUUCCCGAAGACGAUGAGCCUCUAAAUACUGUUGACUUCCACUAUUCAAGGCAAUAUCCAGUUUUUAGAGGACGCCCUUCAGGCAAUGAAUCGCAACACAGGCUGGACUUUCAGCUGAUGUUGAAAAUUCGAGACACACUUUAUAUUGCUGGCAGGGAUCAAGUUUAUACAGUGAACUUAAAUGAAGUCCCCAAAACAGAAGUCAUACCAAACAAGAAGCUGACGUGGAGAUCAAGACAACAGGAUCGAGAAAACUGUGCUAUGAAAGGCAAACAUAAAGAUGAAUGCCACAACUUUAUCAAAGUAUUUGUUCCAAGAAAUGAUGAGAUGGUUUUUGUCUGUGGCACCAAUGCAUUCAAUCCCAUGUGUAGAUACUAUAGGUUGAAUACCUUAGAGUAUGAUGGGGAAGAAAUUAGUGGCCUGGCAAGAUGUCCAUUUGAUGCCAGACAAACCAAUGUUGCCCUGUUUGCUGAUGGGAAACUAUAUUCUGCCACAGUGGCUGACUUCUUGGCCAGUGAUGCUGUGAUUUAUCGAAGCAUGGGUGAUGGAUCUGCCCUUCGCACAAUAAAAUAUGAUUCCAAGUGGAUAAAAGAGCCACACUUUCUCCAUGCCAUAGAAUAUGGAAACUAUGUCUAUUUUUUCUUUCGAGAAAUCGCGGUGGAGCAUAAUAAUUUAGGCAAAGCUGUGUAUUCCCGAGUCGCCCGCAUAUGUAAAAAUGACAUGGGUGGCUCCCAGCGGGUUCUAGAGAAACACUGGACUUCGUUUCUGAAGGCUCGUCUUAACUGUUCCGUCCCUGGAGAUUCGUUUUUCUACUUUGAUGUUCUGCAGUCUAUUACAGACAUAAUACAAAUCAAUGGCAUCCACACUGUGGUUGGGGUGUUUACCACACAGCUGAACAGCAUUCCUGGUUCUGCAGUCUGUGCAUUUAGCAUGGAUGACAUUGAAAAGGUAUUCAAAGGACGUUUUAAAGAACAGAAAACUCCGGAUUCUGUUUGGACAGCAGUCCCUGAAGACAAAGUGCCAAAGCCAAGGCCUGGCUGUUGUGCAAAACAUGGCCUUGCUGAAGCUUACAAAACCUCCAUCGACUUUCCUGAUGAAACCCUGUCAUUCAUCAAAUCCCACCCCCUCAUGGACUCAGCUGUUCCACCCAUUGCCGAUGAGCCCUGGUUCACAAAGACAAGGGUCAGGUACAGAUUGACAGCCAUUGCCGUGGACCGUUCUGCAGGGCCCUACCAGAACUACACAGUCAUCUUUGUUGGCUCUGAAGCUGGCGUGGUACUUAAAGUUUUGGCAAAGACCAGUCCUUCCUCUUUGAAUGACAGCGUGUUACUGGAAGAGAUUGAAGCUUACAACCAAGCAAAGUGCAAUGCUGAGAAUGAGGAAGACAAAAAGGUCAUCGCACUGCAGUUGGAUAAAGACCACCAUGCUUUGUACGUGGCAUUCUCUAGCUGUGUUGUCCGUAUCCCCCUCAGCCGCUGUGAGCGGUAUGGAUCAUGUAAAAAGUCUUGUAUUGCAUCUCGUGACCCAUACUGUGGCUGGUUAAGCCAGGGAGCCUGUGGGAGAGUCACUCUGGGGAUGUUCGCUGGAGGAUAUGAGCAAGACACAGAAUAUGGCAACACGGCCCAUCUAGGGGACUGCCAUGAAAUUUUGCCUACUUCAACUACACCAGAUUACAAAAUAUUUGGCGGUCCAACAUCUGACAUGGAGGUAUCUUCAUCUUCUGUUACCACAGUGGCAAGUAUCCCAGAAAUCACACCUAAAGUGAUUGGUACCUGGAGACCUAAACUGACGAGCUCCCGGAAAUUUGUAGUUCAAGAUGACCCAAACACUUCUGAUUUUACUGAUCCUUUAUCAGGUAUCCCAAAGGGUGUACGAUGGGAAGUCCAGUCCGGAGAAUCUAACCAGAUGGUCCACAUGAAUGUCCUCAUCACCUGUGUCUUUGCUGCUUUUGUUUUGGGUGCAUUUAUUGCAGGUGUGGCAGUUUACUGCUAUCGUGACAUGUUUGUUCGGAAGAACAGAAAGAUCCAUAAAGAUGCAGAAUCUGCCCAGUCGUGCACAGACUCUAGUGGAAGCUUUGCCAAACUGAAUGGUCUCUUUGAUAGCCCAGUCAAGGAAUACCAACAGAAUAUUGAUUCCCCCAAACUCUACAGUAACCUGCUCACCAGUCGAAAAGAGCUACCACCCAAUGGAGAUACAACAUCUAUGGUGAUGGACCAUCGAGGCCAACCUCCAGAGCUGGCAGCUCUCCCCACACCAGAGUCCACACCUGUGCUCCACCAGAAGACCUUGCAGGCCAUGAAGAGCCACUCAGACAAGGCCCACAGCCAUGGAGCUUUAAGGAAAGAAACCCCACAGUUUUUUCCUUCUAGUCCUCCACCUCACUCUCCAUUAAGCCAUGGGCAUAUCCCCAGUGCCAUUGUUCUUCCAAACGCUACCCAUGACUACAAUACAUCUUUCUCAAACUCCAAUGCUCACAAAGCUGAAAAGAAGCUUCAAAACAUUGAUCACCCUCUUACGAAGUCAUCCAGUAAGAGAGAUCACCGUCGUUCUGUGGAUUCCAGAAAUACCCUCAAUGAUCUCCUGAAGCAUCUAAAUGACCCAAAUAGUAACCCCAAAGCCAUCAUGGGGGACAUCCAAAUGGCCCACCAGACCCUAAUGCUGGACACCAUGGGACCAAUGUCUGAGGUCCCACCUAAGGUCCCUAAUCGGGAGGCUUCACUCUACUCUCCUCCAUCAACACUUCCCAGAAAUAGUCCAACCAAGCGAGUAGAUGUCCCCACCACUCCUGGGGUCCCAAUGACUUCUCUGGAAAGACAAAGGGGUUAUCACAAAAACUCGUCACAGAGGCACUCUAUAUCUGCUAUGCCUAAAAACUUAAACUCACCAAAUGGUGUUUUAUUAUCCAGACAGCCUAGUAUGAACCGUGGAGGAUAUAUGCCCACCCCCACAGGAGCGAAGGUGGACUAUAUUCAGGGGACACCAGUGAGUGUCCAUCUGCAGCCUUCCCUCUCCAGACAGAGCAGCUACACCAGUAAUGGCACCCUUCCUAGGACGGGACUAAAGAGGACACCGUCCUUAAAACCUGAUGUGCCACCAAAGCCUUCCUUUGUUCCUCAAACCACAUCUGUCAGACCACUGAACAAAUACACUUACUAGACCUCAAGUGUGCUAUUCCUGUGUGGCUUUAUCCUGUCCAUGUAGUUGAGAGGAUGAGGUCGUAAGGGUACCUUAAGACAAGAGACUUGCUGGUGUUUUAAGAGAAGCAAGUGGCCAAAGAAACUCUGUUAACUUUGGCGACAUCUGAACUUGCUACAUGUAGCUACUGCAGGAAGGCUUCUGUGUACUUGCCUGAAAACAAAGGAAGGUGCUGGGUACCCCGUUUCUUUUGUUUGAAGCUAAAGAGAUGUGUAGCUCUGAAGGGCUACCUUAACCAGUCUAAAGAGCCUAUACAGUACUCAGAAGAAUCUGUGAACAAAUACUUGAAAAUGGGUUCAAUUUAGACUGCCAUUAUGUGUGGUCUUCCCAUUAAAUGUGAACAAUUUAAUACGUAUGCAUUCACCUUGCCUCUUGCACAAAUGUCAAAAAAAGAUGGUAAUGUCUCAGAAAAAAAAAUGAACUUGUAGAUUACCAAGCAAUUUGCUAAAAAUUCAGUCUUUGACCCAAACUGUAGCAUUUUUUUCAUGUGUGGCCUUUUUUGUUUCAUGCCACCAACAAACUGUGUUGCAAGUGUGAGUGUGUGAAUGUGUGUGCAUGUGGGAGAGAGAGAGAGAGAGAGAGAGAGAGUAAGAGAGAGAGGAGAGAAUGAGAAUGUAUCUGUACUCACUAGGAUUUGUUUAGGUGCCCAGUGCAUCUUUUUGUGCUAUGGAGUUGUUUACAUUGAGCAUGACUGAACAAGAAACUCUAACUUCUUCCCACAUCAGUCCAUUGGGUUCAGCUCUGAGAAAGGAAUACAAUCAAAGCUCCUUGGACAGUCAAAACAAUGAACUCAACCUAUGUGGAACCCAAUGCCAGAAUGUAAGUUCCAAGUAAUUUCAUGCUGCUAUUCACUAAGACUUCUAUUCCAGUCUGGCCAUCUUAAGGAGCUAGAGCUAUUAAGAGGUAUCGUUGAUUUAUCCACCAGUAUUCAGUAGCAAAAUUUACCUGUCCACUGUGAAUCGAAGCCUGAGUCACAUUACUUAACCUUGGACACACUAAUGAGGGUUCAUUUUUAUUGUGUUGGGUUUGUUUUUCCCAUAGAGUAAAAAAUUUUCCUCCUUUAACUUCUCCUACCCCCAAGGCAAAAGAAAAAAAUACAGAACUAAAGAAAGACAUGGGAAAGGAAUUACAAUUGGCUUAGCAGGAAUAGUCUAUGAAAACCCAUCGGUGGUGCAGUCAUGUUGUCUAUGUUGUGUUACGUGAGAAAUUUCUCCUAAGUCAUGCAGGUAAUGACAAUAUACUGUAAAUACCACAUGUGAGUUUACCUGAAUCUGUGCAUUUCGUGCCUUAUUCAUGAGAAUGAUAGAAGUACUAAAAUAUGUCAAGUGGUUUUCAAUAUAGCACAUCACUUACUGAGUGCCAGUUGUAAAUGUUUUUCAACCAGCACCUGAAAAGACUUUCAAAAAAAUCAUAAAAGCAACGUAGAACAAUUAAUUGUUAAACAAUCCACCCAAAUAACAGCAUUAUAUCUUCCGCCAUGAUAAAGCAUUCCACUCCUGCUUUCCUAAGGAUAAAACCGAUAAUGUGAAGUCCAGUGUGGUUUCCCAGGGGAUGUGACACCUGUGGAGGCCAUACAGAGUCAGCUGUACGUAGUUUGACAGGAACCACUUAACGGGUGAUGAUGUGUAACCCCAAUGAUUAUUUCAGUUAAUAAUGCUGCAUACAACCCAAUCAUUUAUUGAGCCUAAUCUAGAGUACCAUGGCAGAGGAAGGCUCCUGACCUAGUCGGAAAAAUAACUUCACUGAUUUCUUGUGAUAACGCUGAUGGUAGAUUCUACUUGGGGGAGGAUAGGAUGCAGAAGACCAGAAUGAUUUUUAUACAGAAUGUAGAAUACUGAUACAAUUGUCUUUUUCCCUUGAAAAUGUUAUUUUACAAAGAACAUUUCCUGUGAUCUCUGGAAGCUCAAAAGCUAAACCACCUGUUCUUGAACUACUUCAGCUUUGUAACUAAAAUAUUACAGAUUAAUAAUAAAUUAAA
Messenger RNA from Castor canadensis (American beaver), 5682 nucleotides. RefSeq names its product semaphorin 6D (gene Sema6d). The record is from RefSeq and is a predicted model, not a curated record. Gene Ontology annotation, cellular component: plasma membrane. Gene Ontology annotation, molecular function: chemorepellent activity; semaphorin receptor binding. Gene Ontology annotation, biological process: positive regulation of cell migration; semaphorin-plexin signaling pathway; axon guidance. NCBI's taxonomy places the organism in Eukaryota, Metazoa, Chordata, Mammalia, Rodentia, Castoridae.